AUGGACCCCUUCUCGCAGAUCCAAAUGGUACGGAGUCUGCUUGAGAUCUACCGACAGGAAGGCUGGCUGCCAGAUUGUCGGAUGAGCUUGUGCAAGGGCUUCACCCAAGGCGGCAGCAAUGCGGAUGUUGUACUUGCUGAGAGUUAUCUCAAGCUUGGAAAAAUGGCCGCUGAUCUGGGAGUGGAUUGGGAGACUGCUUACGAGGCUGUGGUCAAAGAUGCUGAGGAGGAGCCAUCAAACUGGUCUGUUGAGGGACGUGGUGGUUUGCUGAGCUGGAAAACACUCAACUACAUUCCCACCGAUGAUUUCGAUCCUUAUGGAGUAGGACCAUUUACCAGGAGUAUCAGCCGGACCGUCGAGUAUGCUUAUGACGACUACUGUAUCGCGGAGAUGGCUCGUGGUAUGAACAAAAUGGAUGACUACGAGAAGUACAUUGGAACAUCUGAGUACUGGAAGAACAUGUGGAAAGCAGACCAGAACUCUUCGAUCAAUGGUACCGAUACUGGCUUCACUGGAUUCCUGAUGCCGAGAUACCUCAACGGCACCUUUGGCUUCCAGGAUCCAAUCUUCUGUUCUCUCAUCAUGAACUUCACUUCUUGCUACCUCAAUCCCGAUGGACAUGAGACGUAUGAAGGAAGUUCCUGGAUGUAUUCCUUCUUUGUACCUCACGACAUGAACAGCCUGAUCGGAACAAUGGGUGGGCCAUCAACAUUUGUGAGCCGUCUCGACUACCUACAUGAAUUCCCGGGAUUGCUAUAUAUCGGUGACGAGCAGGCAUUCCUACCCGUCUUCCAAUACCACUACGCCGGCCGACCCGCCAAAUCCGCCGAGAGAGCCCACUUCUACAUCCCAUCGCAAUUCAACGACACCAUCAACGGCAUCCCAGGGAAUGACGACAGCGGAGCAAUGGGUUCCUUCGUUGCAUUAACUAUGAUGGGCGCCUUUCCCAACCCAGGACAAGACGUAUACUUCAUCACGCCUCCCUUCUUCGAGGAAGUCAGUGUAACGAACAAACUUACCGGCAAGAAAGCCACGAUUCGAAACGUCAACUUUGAUCCUGAAUAUCAGAACAUUUACAUUCAGAGCGCUACACUGGAUGGAGAGGCGUAUACCAAAAACUACUUCACGCAUAGCUUCUUCAUGGACGGAGGCGUCUUGGAGCUUACUUUGGGUAGGAAUGAGAGUUCGUGGGGGACGAGGAUGGAGGAUUUGCCUCCUAGUGUUUCUACUGGGGAUCAUGUUCCUAGUUAUCAUAUGUAG
This is a messenger RNA of Ramularia collo-cygni, 1260 nucleotides long. Its product is annotated as related to alpha-1,2-mannosidase subfamily. The record is from RefSeq and is a predicted model, not a curated record. NCBI's taxonomy places the organism in Eukaryota, Fungi, Ascomycota, Dothideomycetes, Mycosphaerellales, Mycosphaerellaceae. The coding region runs from base 1 to 1260 and encodes 419 amino acids. The transcript has a single exon. Gene Ontology annotation, biological process: protein quality control for misfolded or incompletely synthesized proteins; protein deglycosylation; glycoprotein catabolic process. Gene Ontology annotation, molecular function: peptide-N4-(N-acetyl-beta-glucosaminyl)asparagine amidase activity. Gene Ontology annotation, cellular component: cytosol; nucleus.